UGACACGUCUGGGCAGCUGCUCUGCCCCGUCUGGUGUCCCUCAGCCCCGAGGCCAGCCCUCUCUGGCUCAGCCGGAUGCACUAAACUUAGCUUCUACCCCUGACUCGGUCUUCGCCGCCACCUCCCCAGCCCAACUGCCACCUGCCUGGGAGACACUGCCACCAGACCGUGCCCAGGGCACCCACUCCUCAGCCACUGCCAUGUCCCAGACCAAAGCGCUGAAGGUCCGCGCCACCCUCUUCUGCAUCCUGGUGGGCAUCGUGCUGGCCACGGUGGCCGUGGUGACCGACCACUGGGCCGUGCUGAGCCCCGAGGUGAAACACCACAAUGCCACCUGCGAGGCGGCCCACUUCGGCCUCUGGCGGAUUUGCACCAAGCGCAUUGUCAUGACUGACAGCACGGACAAGACCUGCGGACCCAUCACCCUGCCUGGGGAGAAAAACUGUUCCUACUUCAGGCAUUUUAACCCAGGCGAGACCUCGGAGAUCUUCGAAGUCACUACUCAGAAAGAGUACAGCAUCUCGGCCGCCGCCAUCGCCGUCUUCAGCCUGGGCUUCAUCAUCAUGGGGACCACGUGCGCGCUGCUGUCCUUCCGGAAGAAGCGGGAUUACCUGUUGAGGCCCGCGUCCAUGUUCUACGCCUUCGCAGGCCUGUGCAUCUUCGUGUCGGUGGAGGUGACGCGGCAGUCGGUGACGCGCAUGAUCGACAGCGAGCACACCGUGUGGAUCGAGUACUCCUACUCCUGGUCCUUCGCCUGCGCCUGCUCCGCCUUCGUCCUCCUCUUCCUCGGCGGCCUGGCUCUCCUGCUCCUCUCCUUGCCUCGAAUGCCCCAGAACCCCUGGGAGUCGUGCAUGGACGCCGAGCCCGAGCACUAGCCCUCCCGGAGCCCCAGCCCCGCCUUGGGGCUUUCCCUUCGGGAAGCCGAGCCUGGCCCAGAACGUUCUAGAGAGGAGGCGGGAGAUUUCCCUGUCCUCGGUCGCACCUACCCCACGACGUCCGCUGCCGCUUCCAUCUCUGAGCCCUUCUCUGGGCUAUGACAGGCUCCCCUGGGAAUCCAGCAAGUGGACAUGAUCCACACCUGCCCGGGGUGGGAGGGGGACGGCGGGGUUGGCAGGUGCGCAGGUGUCUGGCGAGGACCCACCUUCCCCUGGAGCUGCACGUGGGCCUCGCUGAGCCAGCUGUCUUUAAUAAGCAGGGUCCAGGUGUCCUCCCUGAGCCCUAUAGGGACGCCCUGUGCUCAUUUGCCAGUCCCGGUGCUGCCCGUGUAAAUAGCCAGCCCCUCCCUCCUCCUCUGGGACAAGACACCCUUUCCAGUGAACUGAACGUUCCCUCCUUGGUUUCCAAGACACCUGAGGAGCAUUUUUUAACUGGGUAGAGUCUGACUAUGUUUGAAAUAAAAGCUCUUUGAAAACUUACCUUUUCCUUGCAUCUUGCAUACAAAUUGCUUGGUUGGAUUCCUGACCUUAGAUGGCCCAGGGGCCCCAUGACCCUGAAGUGGGAAGAAAAGCAUGUCCCCCUGGCGUUGUUCCCUACUUUUGUAGGGAAGCAGGUGCAUGAUGGGGAGGGGGGAUGACGGGAUAACGGGGUCUUGUUUACCAAUAAGACUUAGAGGUUCUGAAUUCCAGCUUGGGUCGCUGGGCCCUGGGAUUUUCUCUGGGAGAAACCAGAGACAAUCUGACUAGGCAAGGGUGUUAAAAAUAAGGAGGGGUUAUUUCCAGAGCCCCAGCAUGCCAGCCUCCAAGUGCUAACACAGCACUCCAGCAGCAGCACGGCCCGGGUCUGAUUUCAGAUGCUGGAUUUUUGUUGCAAUGAACAUCAGGAAGCAGGGCUUAGCAGUUAGACACCUAGGGUCCCCCGGAGUGUCGUAAUUUACACUUUCUACCUUCCAAACUCCAUCCUUUUCACCCAACCCUCAGAAAUGGGAAGUCAGACACAGGUGGCAGAGGGGAUCUCCGUGCUCCUUGCCUUGAACAUGCACCAGCAGUCCUGGGGAGCCCUCAUUCCUCUACAGCAGGGGUGGCAAACUUGGCCGGUAGGGCCACACCUGGCCUGCCGCCAGCUGUGAUAUAGUCUGCAAACUAAGAAUGGUUUUUACAAUUUUAA
Messenger RNA from Mustela erminea (ermine), 2103 nucleotides. RefSeq names its product calcium voltage-gated channel auxiliary subunit gamma 1 (gene CACNG1). Bases 201 to 875 code for a protein of 224 amino acids. Gene Ontology annotation, cellular component: membrane; L-type voltage-gated calcium channel complex. Gene Ontology annotation, biological process: calcium ion transmembrane transport; regulation of calcium ion transmembrane transport via high voltage-gated calcium channel. Gene Ontology annotation, molecular function: voltage-gated calcium channel activity; calcium channel regulator activity. The record is from RefSeq and is a predicted model, not a curated record. Lineage: Eukaryota; Metazoa; Chordata; Mammalia; Carnivora; Mustelidae. The transcript has 4 exons.